AUGCGUGUAAAAAGGCACGGACACAACUGUCUGUGGAACAGUGCAUCAACAAUACCAAAAGCAGAUUCCUCUUGCAACAGCAUAAGUGAGUCAGCUUGUACUCCAGUUAUGCUCAAGAGAAGGAGAACCGCGUUCGAUAAGACAGCCAACGUUGAUAAUAAUAAAAACAUCUCUACAUGCCCAACAUGUAAUAAGACCGCAACACUAAAUGUCGCAGCAGAUGUAAGGCUUAAUGGAAGCUCCACAUCUUUUGUGAAACUAACUAGACUUCAGCCUUCAAGUGUGUCAUUGUCACUUCUUCCAAAAAUCGAAAGCCUGAAGCCCUCUAUAGAGGAACUAAGGGCAGAAAUACGCAGACUGAAGGAUGACAAACAGAAUAAUGCACCACAAGAAAGUAUGUUAAGGGCGUUCGAGGUGUCACCCCAGCUGGAUGAAAUUGGAGCUCAGAUUAGCAACCUCUUGCCACUGAGCAUCUUGACGCGUAGUGAGUCAAUUAAUGAAGUUGACGUCGAAACACUAUCCAAGGUAGAUCACCUGGUAAACUCUAUCACAACUGAAGUAAGUAGGAGACUUGCACUUAAAUUGAACGCGAUAGUUUACAAAGUCCCUGACACGACAAAGUUGAAGGCGAUAAGGAAAAUUUUGCUUAGAACAGCAAAAAUGCAUGAUGUUCAAGAAAACGUUUUCGACUAAAAAAAGCCAGCAGGACCACUGCUGUCCGAUACGCUUUCAAUUUAAAUCACAACUAGAAGCGGAAGCAUUCAUCAAAGCAGAAUCUAUCUUAGCAAAAAACACUGUCUUCACUAUCUUUUCUACCGGUGUCGAAUCCCUCAUCUAAACAUUACCACUGAGUUCUUUGGCAGAUUAUUGGGUUGUGAGAAUGAACUUAACCAAUCAGUAAGUCCGGUGAUGUUCUUUUUCAAUCAGACUGAGUCCAUACUUACUAUCACUUAUGUAAAUCGUAGUCAAGAUUUGACCGCAUAGUUUCAUAAAUAUUGUGUGGCGAGUAAAAUUAUUAUCAUCAUUAUUUGUCCUUUGGGUUCCUAGUGGAACA
Messenger RNA from Heterobilharzia americana, 1054 nucleotides. The record is from the annotation of a GenBank genome assembly. Lineage: Eukaryota; Metazoa; Platyhelminthes; Trematoda; Strigeidida; Schistosomatidae.